AUGUAAUAAGUUAAUGUACCUUCAUAAUAUCCAAAUGUUCCCUUCUCUAAUCAUACUCCAACAAAUAAAACCAAUCCUUCUCAUUCUCCCCAUUAAAGAAUGCCUUUUCAAUCAUCGUCUCCUAUGCAAGAUUCCAAUAAUUAUACACCUGUUAAAUAACUUGGUGAAUUAGAAUUGCUUUAUUAGAAAAUCAAUUUACUCUAAAAUGAGAAUAAAAUGCUUAAAUCUCAAUUAGAUAAUGCCAAUGUUCAAAUUUAAUAACUCACAUUGAAACUUAGCUAACUUAAUGGUUAGGCAAUAUUCAAAACAACGACUUUCGAAUUGGUAGUACUCUAAAAAGCAUUAGAACAAUUAGAAUAACUAAAAACAAACUUAUAGAGAAGAAAAGCAAGUUCAUAAAAUAAGAAUUAAACAUUCCCUACUGAGCCAACUGUAGAAGUUAUUAGUGAAUUGAAGAGCAAAGUGGUUUCCAUAGAAUAAUAGAAUAUAAAAUUAAACAAAGAAAACUCAGAUCUAUAAGUAGAUUAAUAUAUCUCUAUUAAUAGCAAUUCAAUUUAUUUGGUGGAUAAUCUGAAAAUAAAGAAUUUGUAAGAGAAGGCAGAAGAUAAUUAUUUUCUGAUCCAAGUGAAAUUCGUAAAGUCAAUAGAAAUAGUCCAAUCAGAUUUGUCAAUCAAAAAGGAAGUCCUAGUAAUCCAUAUAGAUCACCUUAGAAUAAAGAGUGAC
Messenger RNA from Paramecium sonneborni, 723 nucleotides. NCBI's taxonomy places the organism in Eukaryota, Ciliophora, Oligohymenophorea, Peniculida, Parameciidae. The record is from the annotation of a GenBank genome assembly.